Messenger RNA from Gastrolobium bilobum, 2233 nucleotides. RefSeq names its product SPX domain-containing membrane protein At4g22990-like. The record is from RefSeq and is a predicted model, not a curated record. The transcript is spliced from 10 exons. Gene Ontology annotation, molecular function: transmembrane transporter activity. Gene Ontology annotation, cellular component: membrane. Gene Ontology annotation, biological process: transmembrane transport. NCBI's taxonomy places the organism in Eukaryota, Viridiplantae, Streptophyta, Magnoliopsida, Fabales, Fabaceae. The coding region runs from base 1 to 2136 and encodes 711 amino acids.
AUGGUUGCCUUCGGCAAGAAGUUGAGAGAAUCACAAAUUCAAGAAUGGAAAGGAUAUUACAUCAACUACAAGUUAAUGAAGAAGAAAGUGAAGAGAUACAUAGAACAAAUGGAGGUUGGAGCUCAAAAUCGCCAUAAUGUUCUCAGAGACUUCUCAUUGCUGCUAGACAAACAGAUAGAAAAAAUUGUUUUAUUUCUGCUUGAACAACAAGGAGUAAUUGCACAUAGGCUGUCAGAUAUUGGACAAGAGCACCAUAGUCUUUUACAGCAGCCAAAUAUCUUAAACAUAUCUGAACUCCGAGAAGCAUAUAGAAACGUUGGAAGAGAUCUUUUAAAGCUUCUUAAGUUUGUGGAAAUAAAUGCUAUUGGCCUGAGAAAGAUCUUGAAGAAGUUUGAUAAGCAGCUUGGCUAUAAAUUCACAGACUAUUAUGUCAAGACACGUGCAAAUCAUCCUUAUUCCCAGUUAAGGCAGGUCUUCAGGCAUGUGGGCAUUGGGGCUGUUGUUGGGGUCUUAUCUAAUACUUUUGCAGACCUUUGGGAUUUAGAACAGUGUCAAGGAAGCUACAUUUCUAUAUAUGACCAGCCUUCUUAUGCUCAUCGGGAUCCUGUUCUUGAUUCUAUCAAAGUAGCUGUAGACAGAUUAUCAAACUCAACAAAUGUCCUUCAGUUUUUGGGAAGACAUGCUUUUAUCAUUGAAGAGGAGCUACCACCUCCAUCUGAAGAUCAAUUUGUUGAUGAAAGAUAUCAUUUUAUGUCACUUCUUUUGAACUUGGCAAGCACAUUUUUGUAUAUGGUCAACACAUAUAUUGUUGUACCUACGGCAGACAACUACUCUUUGAACCUUGGAGCUGCAGCAAGUGUGUGUGGUGUGGUCAUUGGUUCAAUGGCUGUUGCACAGGUGUUUUCUUCAGUUUAUUUCAGUGCAUGGUCAAACAGAUCAUAUCUGAGACCACUCAUACUCAGUAGCAUUGUUCUUCUAGUUGGAAACACAUUGUAUGCGUUGGCUUAUGAUCUGAAUUCAAUAGUAGUUCUUCUGGUGGGACGUCUUUUCUGUGGGUUAGGAUCUGCAAGGGCCGUUAAUAGGCGUUAUAUCAGUGACUGUGUACCAGUGAAACUUCGGAUGCAGGCUUCAGCAGGUUUUGUUAGUGCAAGUGCUUUGGGAAUGGCUUGUGGUCCAGCUCUUGCUUGUUUAUUACAGACUAAUUUUAAGAUUUACAAGUUCACCAUGAACGAAGAGACUCUACCUGGCUGGGUAAUGGCUCUUGCAUGGCUUGUCUAUCUACUUUGGUUGUGGUUUUGUUUCAAGGAACCCCCUCCUCAUAAGAGUGAAGGAAAGCCAUAUCAAGUAGAUGCUGGUAUGUCAGAGACAUUUCUUGUAUUCUUUUUGUUAUAUGGAACAGUACAUGUUGUAGUAGAGAAUGGACAUACACAACCAUUACUAAUGAAUUCAGAAGCAAAGGAGCAGGAUGAAGAUGGAGAAGAAAAUGAUGAUUCUGAAGAAGGUUCUGAAGAAACUCAGAAACCUGUUACUUCUAUUGUGAUGGCAUAUAAGUUACUCACACCAUCAGUAAAGGUUCAAUUAUUUGUGUAUUUUAUGCUCAAGUAUGCAAUGGAGAUCAUACUCGCUGAAUCAAGCCUUAUCACCGAAUACUAUUUUAAUUGGUCAACCAGCAAUGUAGCCAUUUUUCUUGCAUGCCUUGGUCUUACUGUGCUUCCUGUAAAUAUUGUUGUUGGAAACUACAUCAGCAAUAUGUUUGAAGAAAGGCAAGUUCUACUUACAUCAGAAAUCAUGGUUUGCAUUGGACUACUCCUAAGUUUCAAUAUAUUGAUCCCUUAUUCAGUGGCUCAAUAUGUUGGAUCAGCCCUUAUCACAUUUGUGUCUGCAGAAGUUCUUGAAGGAGUGAACCUUUCACUUCUAUCAAGAAUGAUGUCAUCAAGGCUUUCACGUGGAACCUUUAAUGGAGGAUUGCUAUCAACAGAAGCUGGAACUUUAGCUCGAGUAAUUGCAGAUGCAACAAUAACGAUCUCCGGGUAUUUGAGUGAAAGUAAACUCCUCAACACCACCUUAAUCCCUGCACUCCUCAUCUGCAUCUCAUCCAUUGUUACCACCUGCUAUACCUUCAACUCUCUCUACUAGUUCAAUAGUAGAUGGUCUUUCCAUACAAAUAUGAAAUUGUAUAUAUUGAUAGUGUAAACUUCUCACUUAUCACUUAUCAUGUUAAAAAUGUUGUUUU